Choloepus didactylus (southern two-toed sloth) is the source of this 5114-nucleotide messenger RNA. RefSeq names its product pleckstrin homology domain containing A2 (gene PLEKHA2). The record is from RefSeq and is a predicted model, not a curated record. The transcript has 14 exons. NCBI's taxonomy places the organism in Eukaryota, Metazoa, Chordata, Mammalia, Pilosa, Megalonychidae. Gene Ontology annotation, cellular component: membrane; cytoplasm. The coding region runs from base 279 to 1556 and encodes 425 amino acids. Gene Ontology annotation, molecular function: PDZ domain binding.
GGCAAGGGGAGGUGGGGAGAAGAGCGAGAGAGCGAGAGGCACCGGGAGUUUGGCAGCGAGAUAAAGAAAUCCCCCGAGAGCGAGGGACCCACCGGACCGGGAAGCGACUUCCAGCCCGAUGUAACCCAUUCAGCCCGAGCCCCGGCCUCUGCGCGGCGGGCGGCGAAACUUCUCUGCGGGUUCUGACGCUGGGGCAGCAACCCCGCAACUACUGCCCGGGCUGCGGGUAGGGGAGGAGAGCAGACAGCGUCCCAGGGUGAUGUGAGCAGAGACCAGGAAUGCCUUAUGUGGAUCGGCAGAACCGAAUCUGUGGGUUUCUGGACAUCGAGGAGAAUGAGAACAGUGGCAGGUUUCUGCGGAGGUACUUCAUUCUGGACACCCAGGCCAACUGCCUGCUGUGGUACAUGGACAACCCCCAGAACCUGGCAAUUGGGGCAGGAGCAGUUGGAUCUUUGCAGCUGACCUACAUUUCGAAGGUGAGCAUAGCUACUCCAAAGCAGAAACCAAAAACACCAUUUUGCUUUGUCAUCAAUGCCCUCUCUCAGAGGUAUUUUCUUCAAGCCAAUGACCAGAAAGAUCUGAAAGACUGGGUUGAAGCCCUGAACCAAGCCAGCAAGAUCACUGUACCCAAAGGUGGGAGCCUGCUCCCGGCUACUGAGGUUAUCAAGAGCCCAGCAGUUCCUCUAGUUCUGGAGAAGAAGCCGCAGGUGGCCUACAAGACAGAGAUCAUAGGAGGGGUGGUGGUCCACACUCCCAUCAGCCAGAAUGGUGGGGAUGGGCAGGAAGCGAUUGAGCCUGGGUCCCACGCCAUCCUUCGGAGGUCUCAGAGUUACAUCCCCACGUCAGGCUGCCGUGCUUCCACCGGGCCUCCCCUCAUUAAGAGUGGCUACUGCGUGAAGCAAGGAAAUGUGCGGAAGAGCUGGAAACGUCGUUUCUUCGCACUCGAUGACUUUACCAUCUGCUACUUCAAGUGUGAACAGGACCGAGAACCACUGCGCACUAUAUUCCUAAAGGAUGUUCUCAAGACCCAUGAGUGCCUGGUCAGACCUGGUGAUCUCUUAAUGAGGGACAACCUGUUUGAAAUAAUAACAAGUUCCAGGACCUUCUAUGUACAGGCGGACAGUCCAGAAGACAUGCACAGCUGGAUUAAGGAGAUUGGAGCAGCUGUCCAGGCUCUCAAGUGCCACCCUAGAGAGAUGUCCUUUUCUAGAUCCAUUUCUUUAACUCGACCUGGAACCUCCAUCCUCUCCACUGGGCCAAAUUCUGUCUUGUGCAGAGGGCGGCCACAUGUGGAAGAGAAAAAAGCCCUCUGCAAAGCCCCCUCUGUGGCUUCCUCCUGGCAGCCCUGGACACCUGUCCCCCAGGCUGGGGAAAAGCUGCUUCCAGCGGAAGGCACUCCUGAGGACUCUCUAUUCACGCCUCGACUUGGGGAGAGCAAUACUGCUGGGGUCUUGUCGAGCUCCCGGAUAAGGCACAGAUCGGAGCCCCAGCAGCCCAAGGAGAAACCAUUUAUGUUCAACCUUGAUGAUGAAAAUAUACGGACCUCUGAUGUGUGAUGAGGCUCACUGCCGUGGGAGGUGGGGGGGAGGAAUCAACAGAAGGAGGCCUGACUUGAGUUCUCUAUCUUGUUGGAGGACACUCGGAGGCCUUCCUGUGGGUUCUCUGUGGGAGGGGCCCAUCCAGCUGGCUUAUUUUUGUUUUAAUGCAGUGUAUUUAAUUUGGGAAAAUCACUAGGUUACACUUCUAGGCGUGCUCAGUGGAGAGCGGGUUGCCUCUUCUUGUUGGUCUAUUCCAGGAUCUUCCUGGUGAGGCGUUACUUUCGCAACUCCUCUCCAAAGGAGGUUGGAAGUUCAGUUUCACUCCAAACCAAGUUUUGUUUUCUUGUCCUUGUUUUUGUUUCUUUGUUUUGUUUUCUGGUGAGACACAGAACCUUCACUGGUCAUCUCUUUUAUCCUAUUCCUGUUUCUUGACUGCAGUUUGAUUGUGAAGUAGGAGGGUGGUAACUAACCCAGCUGCAAUGAGGAGGUAGGGGUGGUAGAAGACCCAGGGCUCCAGCUUGAAUGUGAUGCAUUCUGAGGGGAGGCAUCAAAGCCAGAGGAUUGGGGCUGGAGAGUGGCCUUCGGGCAGAGCCCCCCAGAAGACCUCACAGGGGAAGAGAUAGGGGACCUAUAGAAAGUAUGGGGACUAAUUCAACCUCAGUGUACAAAUCCGUUUUGGAAAUUACUCUGUUCUGUAGAUGCACUUUGACCCCAAAUGCAGUCCUCGUGUGGCGGGUUAAGUUUAUGAUAAUUCACAUGUUAGAUCAUAUCCCCAUCUCAGCAUUUUAGAUUAGCUUUAAAAGCAAGUGCUGGGAAGAGAUGGGUUAUAGGUCAUCAACUAAGCUUUUAUGGUUCAUGUUUUCCAGGCAGGAGAAAAGGUCUGUUUUUUGUUUUGUUUUUAUUAUUAUUAUUAUUAUUGUUGUUUAUCAAAACCAGACUAUCUUGAAUAUUUGCCUCAAGUAUGUUUUUUAUGGGCCAUUAUUAGUCUAAUUUUAAGUGUUGUGUAUUGUAUACCCUGGUAGAUUUUUCUUUCUUUUUAUUAUUUGUGUUAGCCUUUGAAUGAAGCUUUGUGUGUUUGCAUGAUCAAACCCUGUAAUCUGAUGAAGUUCCAUGUAUUUAACAGCUAAGAGAUACAAAGAUAAUCUUGAAAGAGAUUCAUAUUUUUAAUAAAAUAAAAUUGGGAAUGGAAACAUUGAUUUUGAGGUUUUAAGUUGCUGGCUAGAGAUUUCCCAGUAGAAGAGCUUAGAAGAUUAUUGAGUUGCCCACCCAAAUUUUAGGGUGUACGUUUUUCCAUUUGACAAGAUACUAUUUCCAGUGUCCCUGGAAGAAGUUGUUCAUCCAUCGAAUAUAGUGAACUGCUAUCAGGAAGUUACUGGGGCUCCCUAAAAGGAGAGAGAACUUAGCUCGUAUCUGUCUGUAAUUUUUACCAGCUAGACCAAUUAUAUUUUUAAAUUUAAAAUGAAUGACUAAAGCAAGAGAUGAGGAGUUGUUCUUUUAUCUAAAUAGAUUCCCUCCCCUCUUUGUGUCCAAAUUUAAUGCAGAGGCUGAAAUACUUGAUCAAAAAAUCCUUAGUGACUUGAGGGGAAUCUUAUCUUUCAGGCAGUGUAGUUUUGGGAACAUUUCUUGACUGUGCUCAAUGGAGUUAUGCUUAACUUAAACUUAGUUUGGCCUAGGGAUCCUGGCAUUAAACAGGAGAAUCUACUACUGGAUCUGGAUAUCUCUUUCCCCCACCCCGACCCCCUCCCUCUUCUACAGACUCAUGUAUUUUUGUCCUCAGAAAUCCUUGUUUUGGUAAUUAUCUAAUUAUGAGCGAUCAAGAUUACAGCAUACUUCAAGAAGAUUGGUUUUCAAGAAACCAUUCCAAAUUCUUAUAACUCCUUGUCUCUGGUUUCAUCUUCAAGUUUUCCCCAAGAAAAUUACUGGGCUAGUCAAAGAAAGUGUACAAUAUGUGAUGUUGAACUAAUAAAAAUAAUCUAGGGACUUUUGAGAUCUCUCGACAUUCAUUGACUCAUGGAAAAGAUGUCAUCUUUUGGUGUUUAUGUUGUGAAAAUCUACCCAUUUCUCUCUCAUUAACUCUCUGCUAGAUUGCUACUGCUAAAUUAAUUGGCCAUUUCGUAAGCAAAUCUGUUUCUUAUUCAGUAAAGUCUACGUUGGGAAUGUGGGAAUUUAAACAUACGUAUAAAUACGGAUUGUAUUAUCUUGAUAGAGGAAAACAAGGUCACUAAUUGGCAAAUACUUGAGAAUUCCAAGUUCAAACAUUGUUAAUGUAGUUUCAGAAUCAGGUAAAUAUAAUUAUUUUCAAUGAAGCCUAAAAGCAUUCACAUUCCCAAACCAUAGUCGAGAAUUCCUUUUCUGCCCAUAUUUCUUACUUUCUGGCCAAAUUUACACCACAAUCAUUUAAUGUCAUUACAUGCAUGGGCCAAAAAUGGUGCCUAUACAGCCAAAGCAUUUUUUUCCCCAUUGAAUUUAUUCAGAAAAUAGUAGAUUCACAUGCAGUUCUAAGAAAUAAUACAGAGUUCCCAUGUAUCCUUUAUCCAGUUUCCCCCACUGGUAACUUUUAAGCAUUUGGGUUUAAAUGUAUAAGAUGGAACCAAAUGGAAAAAAUAGAGUGACGAUGCUGUAUAGGUUAGUGGUUUAAGUGUGUGGAUUCUGGAAUAAAUCAGAAUUUAAAAACAAACAAACAAACAAACAAAAAACAGUACUCUUUGGUGCCUUUCCUUGUGGAAUAGAAAGCUUCCUAGAGUUGUGUGUUUCCAUAAGGCUUUUGAAAUGGGUCUUGACUGGCUGUGUGUAAUAGUAUUUCAGGUGGGCUUCCCUAUUGCUAUUUAUCAUCCACAUUCUUGAAAGCUUUGAUUAGUAAAAUAGUUUGACUUUUUACAUUCCGUGAGGCACAAGAGUACUAAGAAGUGCAUUGUGUAGAGUGACCUCAAGUCGAAAUAUUGGAAUGCUGAUUUAAGAAAGAGAGCAGAUUUAAGGUUAAGCUUCUUAGAUCACUUGAAACAAAAGUGUUUUUUUCCUUCAUGAAUAUAAAUAUGCUCUGAUAUGGGCUAAAGUGGCCCAAUGAAUAAAUAGCAGAUUGAGUAGUUGAGCAGUGCGAUUGAUAUGUUUUGUUUUCACUGUUAAUCAGAUAACAGGCAUAUGGAGGCAAAAGCAUUUUAGAAAUUGAGUUUCCCAAAUCAGCUUUGUGUAUAAACUUUAAACACAUCAGAAAUGGCCAGGUUUAUUAAAUAUUUUCUAUUGGCAUCACUUUUUUUUUUCUUAUUCUCUUUUUCUUUCUGUGUUUUUGCCCACAGCAGUCAAUUAUAGUCACUUAUGCUAGUUGAAUAAAGCAAAUGUUUGGCAAAAACAUACUGUUUGACUCCUUCCCCUAUGGCUUAUGAAGAUGCAGCAUGAUUUUGUGUUUUGAACCAGUAUGUUUCAGCUGUGAAAUGCACUAGCUGUAAGCACUGAGCUGAGUGCAUGGAAACUGUUACGCUUCUCAUUUUAUGUGAUCUCCUAAUUGGUAUGUAGCAAAAAGUAAUUUUCUAAAACUGUUUUGUUGCUUGUUUUAUAAUAAAACCAUGUGAAAAUACUGAA